UGGCCGACUGCGAAUACUGGAUGGCGAAAGUUAGCGAGAAGCGUUGGUAACAUCUGCUAACCUCCCAGUCUGCGCUGCAGGUAUUCGAUCCCUGUUGUACCCUUUAACUGCAUUUUUAUAUGUGGGUGCUUCCCACAUAUGAAUUGGAUGUUCGAGUUGAGGUUGUUCGUGCGUGAAGGCCUUACUAAACCGGCAGUAGCCCGCAGCAUUAGCCGCGCUAGCAGCCGAACCAGCGCCUGCUUUUGUUUUUGUCAGUGGGUAAUGUUAUGCGAUAGAGGGCUGACGUUGUGAAGCGUUUUUAGCCUUUCUUAUCACGAUUUUGUUUCUUACAAAUUAGCAUUUUUUCCUGAAGCGGACUUUAUAUCCGUUUAGUUAAACUCGGGGCUUUUUAUAUUGUGUUGCGGGUGGGGUCCACGACGUCUUGCAGCGUGUCUGGAGGCGCUCCACAUUAAAGGCCAACUUCGCAACAAAGCCAUACUAUUAAGUAAACGGGCGCAUAUCCGCUUUGAGGCGCUGGACUUUGCCUGUUUAUCGGCAUCACACCCAGGAAACAUGGAUUCAAAGCGGGCACAAGGCAAACCCCAAACAAGCGGCGGCAGCGGUGACUCGAGCUGCGGCAGCCCGGCGUCCCCCUCCAGCAGCCCCGCAACGAUGCCCGGGGGAAACGUGUUCGCUAACGACGGCAGCUUCAUGGAGAUGUUCAAGAAGAUGGAGGAAGAGAAGAGGAAAAAGGAGACGCAGCAAACAAGUGGAGAGGCGAGAGCCACAGAGCAAGGACAGACACCAGUGGAAAAGAAGCCCCCUCCCGUGACGAGCUUUGUGGGGAAACGCAGAGGCGGUGUGUUCCUAAAGACCGGCAUGGUUGCGAAGAAGCAGAAACACGACACAGAGGUCGAGCCAGGCAAGAGCGAUGCUUGGUCAAAGUACAUGGCUGAGGUCAAAAAGUACAAAGCCCACCAGUGUGGCGACGACGAUAAGACCAGGCCUUUGGUCAAGUAGGUUCCAAAAGGCAGACGUGAAGCGACAAUGUUUUGAGGGGAAAAACCAUCUGGGAGAAGCUCUGGGAGGGCCGGCCAAUCCUGACCUUCUCAUACUGCCAGUUCAAGUUACCUUUCACACGCAGUCUUUCACAAACUGCUUAGAUUGACAGACCGUUUUCCCUUUUUGUAUUGUUUUUGUCUUGCUUGUUAUUUGUUGGACUCUGCUAAUUUGAUCCGGUGUCAAAAGGUAUUUCAGGAACAUUCGUUCACAUUUGUCUGGGUUAAGUUGGGGUUCAUGAAUACUUGAAUUUGAUUUAAUAGUCAAAUCAAGGUGUCAAAUAAAUAUACACUGCCCAUU
Molecule: messenger RNA, 1338 nt
Organism: Chelmon rostratus (copperband butterflyfish)
Lineage: Eukaryota; Metazoa; Chordata; Actinopteri; Chaetodontiformes; Chaetodontidae
Gene: trir
Product: telomerase RNA component interacting RNase
Exons: 3
Coding region: 553-999 (148 amino acids)
Molecular function (GO): 5'-3' exonuclease activity; 3'-5' exonuclease activity
Source: RefSeq, a predicted model, not a curated record